AUGAUCAAGGCUGUGGAUUCUCAGGGUACUAUAUCUGCAGGUGCUGAUUCUGAGGCAAACUAUAGAAAAGCUGGUACUUUACCUAGUGAUACAGUUCAGAACCCACAGAUUGAUGGCUCUUGUAUAGAGAUUACCACUCGUAGUGGUAAGAUGUUAUUUGGCCUUUCUAUGGGCAAAGCUGUGGAGAAGGAUGUAAGUGUUGAUAAAUUAGAAGAAAGCAAUCCAGUGGAGUCUGAGAAGCUGGAUGACUUUGUUGACAUGUUAGAGAAAGAAGACGACAAUAAAGAGGAAGUGGAAUUGUUAACAAAGAAGCAAAAGGUAAGUUUUGAGCCGGUGGAUAACAUCCAUCACUGUGGUGUUGUGUCUUCACAAUCUUUAGUGCAAAAAAAGCCUGAUCCUGGAGCAUUUACCAUACCGUGCACAGUUAGGUCCAUAAAGUUUACCAAAGCUUUAUGUGACUUAGGAGCAAGUAUAAAUAUGAUGACUCAUGAUAUCUACAAGAAGCUUGGAUUGGGAGAGCCUACCCCCACAAUGAUGUGUCUUGUUAUGGAAGACAGAUCGGUUAAGCAACCGGUUGGUAUAUUGUAUGAUGUACCGAUAAAGGUGGAUGAUUUUAUUCUGCCUGUAGACUUUAUGAUACUGGAUUGUGAUGUUGAUUUUGAGGUGCCCAUCAUUUUGGGUAUACCAUUAUUAGCCACGGGGAGAGUAUUGGUUAAUAUGGAGCUCAAUGAGCUUAAGUUCAGAUAUGGGAAAAAGGAGGCCAAAUUUAAAAUGCAACCUCCUAUGAAGCAGUUGAAGGAGAUGAACAUCUUCUCGGUUAUGGAUGUAUUCUAG
Molecule: messenger RNA, 834 nt
Organism: Capsicum annuum
Lineage: Eukaryota; Viridiplantae; Streptophyta; Magnoliopsida; Solanales; Solanaceae
Exons: 3
Coding region: 1-834 (277 amino acids)
Source: RefSeq, a predicted model, not a curated record